AUGACGAGCACCAAGGUUGCCCUUGUAGGAGCUAGCGGAAAUCUCGGUCCUGCCGUGCUCAAAGAGCUGCUCACCGCAGGCUUUGACGUGACUGUUCUCACCAGAAAAGGCAGUAGCAAAUCAUUUGACUCCCGUGCCCAUGUUGCAGAAGUGGACUAUGAGUCUCUCGACUCGCUCAAGGCCGCGCUGUCUGGUCAGGAUGUUGUAGUCAACACUCUCGGUGUCGGCGCUGUCCCCAAGCCCAUCCAUCUACGCUUGGUUGAUGCAGCAGUUGCAACUGGCGUGAAGCGAUUCAUUCCUUCGGAAUACGGCUGCGACACUACGAAUCCCACCAUUGCUAAAUUGCCUGCUUUUGGCGAUAAAGUCAGCGUUCAGGAACAUCUCAAGACCGUCGCUCAGAAAUCGGGCCUCAGUUACUCACUGCUCAUUACUGGUCCCUUCCUUGACUGGGGUCUUGAGAAAGGCUUCAUUCUCAAUCUUGCUGGUCCGGCUGUGUUAUAUGAUGGUGGGGAUCGCCGUUUUAGCUCAACGACUCUCAGUGGUAUCGGCAAGGGAAUUGUUGGGAUUGUCAACAACCUCGAAGCCACUAAGAACUCCACAGUCUAUAUCAAUGAGGCCAGAGUCACACAGAAUGAGCUGCUGGAAUUGUCUGGCAAGAGCGUUGAGACGAAGAUUGUUCAUACUACAGACCUGGAACAGGAGGCUUAUGCAGAACUGGCUAAGCCGGCCCCUAACCCGGGAAUUUUUGCUACGAAAUUCGUUCUGCGGGGUAUCUUCGGUGAAGGACAUGGCUCUCUUUUCGAUCCUGAGAAGCUUUCUAACGAUUUGUUUGGCUUGAAGACUCUGUCCAAGGAGGAGAUCCGCGGUCUUAUCCCCCAGUGA
Molecule: messenger RNA, 882 nt
Organism: Penicillium coprophilum
Lineage: Eukaryota; Fungi; Ascomycota; Eurotiomycetes; Eurotiales; Aspergillaceae
Product: aromatic alcohol reductase
Exons: 2
Coding region: 1-882 (293 amino acids)
Molecular function (GO): oxidoreductase activity
Source: RefSeq, a predicted model, not a curated record